AGAUGAGGCUGCAAGUAGACAGCAUCAUACCUGCAAGCAGGUCAAUUUUCAUUGUCAUAGGGAGAAUACACAUGUAGAUUUGAAUGAAAGCUGUUCAGAUUGCGGCAUUAUAUUUUCUACCUUUUAUGAGCAGUUGGAGAAUUUAUCUGUAGCCUAUGCUACCUAUAGCCAGUAGUUUUCUAAUCUAGUUAGAUCAACUAACAAAGCACGGCUGUGUAUGCCUUUACAUUACGCGUUGAUAACUUGCAGAAAUCAUUCAGCUAUAAACUGAAAUAAGGGAGCAGUCAGCUAGUCAGCCAGAGGCAGAGGGUGAGUUUUUAACAACCGGAAGUGCGCGCGCUUAUUCCCACUGACGAAGAAUAGGGUUACAAAAGAGGACGUCUAGACCAUCUAAAUAUACAAUAGGCUUCUCCUGAAGGCCAUGUCUAAUGAACACACACCCCUCCUCGCCCAUGGGGUGUGUGGUCUGUCUGUAGACACCGCAGUGUGUGGCAUGGGGGGGUCCGAUGGCACUGGGGAGGCCAGCACUCCUAAUGCUGUACCCCGAAAACUCAACACCUUCUUCGGGGUGAUAGUGCCCACCGUCCUCUCCAUGUUCAGCAUUGUCCUCUUCCUCAGAACUGGGUUUGUGGUUGGUCAUGCGGGGCUCUUGCAGGGUCUUGUGAUGCUGCUUGUAGCCUACACCAUUAUCUCCCUCACCAUCUUGUCCAUCUGUGCUAUUUCCACCAAUGGUGCUGUGCAGGGAGGUGGGGCCUAUUUCAUGAUCAGUCGAUCGUUGGGCCCAGAGUUUGGAGGAAGCAUUGGUCUCAUGUUCUUCCUUGCCAAGGUGUGCGCGUGUGGAGUGUAUGUGCUUGGUCUGGUAGAGGCCAUACUUGACAUAUUUGGUCAGGACCCAGCAUCCUCCUCUGCGUUGCGGGUGCUUCCCCAGGGAUACUGGUACACAGUGCUGUACUCUUCCAUAGUUCUCCUGCUGGUUCUGGUGGUGUGCCUAGUGGGUGCCCACAUCUUUGCCCGCACCUCCUUCCUCAUCCUGCUGGUGGUGACCAUCUCCCUGCUGUCCAUCUACAUCAGCCCCCUGGCGCUGACCACGCCCCUAACCUUUCUCAUCACCCACCAGGGCCCUGGCAACCAGACCCUCACCUACAACGCCAGCUACACAGGCUUCAAUGGCACCACACUGAGGGACAACCUGGGUUCGGGCUACACUGUGGACUACAGCACCGGUAAAGUCAUGUCAUUCGCCACUGUGUUCGCUGUCAUGUUCACCAGCUGUACCGGAAUCAUGGCCGGAGCAAACAUGUCAGGAGAGCUGAAGAACCCCAGUGCUGCCAUUCCCAAAGGCACCAUUAUUGCAGUCCUCUACACCUGCAUAGUCUAUGUCCUGCUCUUUGUCCUGGCCAGCUCCACCUGUGAAAGGACCCUGUUGGUUCAGGAUUACGGAUUCUUCCAGCGUAUAAACAUCUGGCCGCCAUUUGUAACCAUUGGGAUCUACUGUUCCGCCCUGUCAGCAGCCAUGUGCUCUCUGAUUGGGGCGUCCCGGAUCCUCCAUGCCCUCGCACUGGACCAACUGUUUGGUUUUCCAUUGGCUCCUGCUGCUACCACUUCCAGCUCAGGUAACCCAUGGGUGGCAGUGCUGUACACCUGGGGCUUGGCACAGUGUGUGGUGUUUGCAGGCCAGCUUAAUGCCAUAGCUGGCCUUGUGACAGUGUUCUACCUGCUGGCCUAUGCUGCUGUCGACCUGGCCUGUCUGGCUCUAGAGUGGGCAUCGGCCCCCAACUUCAGGCCCACCUUCCAGGUGUUCUCCUGGCACACAUGUCUGCUGGGCAUUCUGAGCUGUCUGGUGAUGAUGUUUGUCAUUAAUCCCGUCUACUCUUCAGCCAGCAUCGUCCUCCUCUUGCUGCUGUUGCUCUUCCUGCACUACAGAUCACCCACCAGCAGCUGGGGAUACAUCAGCCAGGCUCUCAUCUUCCAUCAGGUGCGCAAGUAUCUACUGAUGCUGGAUGUGAGGAAGGACCAUGUGAAGUUCUGGAGGCCCCAGGUGUUGUUGAUGGUGGCCAACCCUCGCUCCUCCUGCCAGCUCAUCAACUUUGUCAAUCAGCUGAAGAAGGGUGGCUUGUUUGUGCUGGGGCACGUGAAGCUGGGCGAUCUGGACACCCUGCCCUCAGACCCUGUCCAGCAGCAGUAUAACUUCUGGCUGAGUCUGGUGGAUAAGCUGGGGGUGAAGGCCUUUGUGGACCUGACUCUGUCCACCUCUGUGAGACAGGGCACACAGCAUCUGCUGCGCAUCACCGGCCUGGGCGGCAUGAAGCCCAACACUCUGGUCUUGGGGUUCUACGACAGUUGCACCCCUGAGGACUACUUCCUCCAAGACCCUGCUUUCUAUGAGUCAGAAGAGGCCGGAGGGGAUGAUUUUGGGGUAGAUCUGCCCUCUCUGCAAGCCCACUUCCCCCCAGUUCGCCAUGUGGAGAGCCCACGCUGGCUCACGCCAGAGGAGUAUGUGGGAAUCAUCUCAGAUGCCAUCAAAAUGAGUAAGAACGUGUGUCUGGGCCGCUACUUCUCCCAGCUGCAGGGGGAGAGCAUGGGGACCAAGACGGACGGGGCUGAGAGGAUCAUCGACGUCUGGCCCCUCAACCUGCUGCGGCCGGGCAGCACCUCAGCAGCCUCUGUCGACGUGUGCAGCCUUUUCCUGCUGCAGAUGGCGUGUGUUCUCAACAUGGCCAGCAGAUGGCGCCAUGCCAGAAUGAGAAUAUUUCUGUGUGUGGAGGCAGAGUCAAGCGACCAGGGCUGGGUGGUUAAAGAGGAGACCUUCCGGGAGCUGUUGAGGAAGCUGAGGAUCAGGGCCUCCAUCAAGAUAGUGCCCUGGGACUCAGUGGUGCAGCUCUACGGACAGAAACAGACACCAGACCCAGAGCUGGGGGAGCUAGGCCUGACGAGGCCGGCCCCAGCCCUCUCAGAGGACUUCCUGUCUGCAGUCAACUGCCUGCUGAUGGAGCACAGUGCUCAGGCUGCUGUCCGCUUCCUGUAUUUACCACGCCCCCCUACUCACUCUAGCCAAUCACAACAAUACCUCAGUCAGUUGGAAGCUGUGACUCACGGUUUAGGCCCAACCCUCUUGAUUCAUGGUCUCACCCCAGUCACGUGCACUGAGCUUUGAGUGUGUCACUCUGUGUGUUUAUGGGAUCAAUAUGUCAUGUAACUAACUUAAUCCUGAACAUAAUAGAAAGGGCAGUCUGUUAAAUGCUUAACAUAUAUGAGGUACAUAACGUAUGUGUUAGUUAGACAAUAAACACACAGGCACGCUACACAACAGGACUUAAUAGUAUAGCUCUGUUUCAUAGGCACAUAGUUUCACACCUUGUAAUGUAACUCAUUUACACAUCUACUAAUUUCACAAAUGAACACAUUCGACACCUAGUCAGUCACAGUGGUACCUACUUACCGUCUGUAAUACACUGAGUGUAUAAAACAUUAGGAACACCUUCCUAAUAUUGAGUUGCACCCCCUUUUGCCCUCAGAACAGCC
Molecule: messenger RNA, 3522 nt
Organism: Coregonus clupeaformis (lake whitefish)
Lineage: Eukaryota; Metazoa; Chordata; Actinopteri; Salmoniformes; Salmonidae
Product: solute carrier family 12 member 9
Exons: 14
Coding region: 422-3154 (910 amino acids)
Biological process (GO): cell volume homeostasis; chloride transmembrane transport; chloride ion homeostasis
Cellular component (GO): membrane
Molecular function (GO): potassium:chloride symporter activity
Source: RefSeq, a predicted model, not a curated record